This is a messenger RNA of Vanderwaltozyma polyspora DSM 70294, 1074 nucleotides long. It is a transcript of the gene MCT1, whose product is annotated as [acyl-carrier-protein] S-malonyltransferase. Gene Ontology annotation, biological process: fatty acid biosynthetic process. Bases 1 to 1074 code for a protein of 357 amino acids. Gene Ontology annotation, molecular function: [acyl-carrier-protein] S-malonyltransferase activity. The transcript has a single exon. Lineage: Eukaryota; Fungi; Ascomycota; Saccharomycetes; Saccharomycetales; Saccharomycetaceae. The record is from RefSeq and is a predicted model, not a curated record. Gene Ontology annotation, cellular component: mitochondrion.
AUGAAACUUAUUACUUUCCCAGGCCAAGGUACUCCUAUUUCAAUUCCUGUACUCAAAGCAGUCAUAAGGAAUAAAUCGAGUUCAUUCGAUAAAAUAUUACACAAGAACCUAAAUUCUAAUGAUUUAUUAAAUUACAUUAUAAACAAUCCUUCAAGCCCAGGUUCAAUUGCGGUUUGUUCAAAUUUUUACUAUCAACUAUAUUCAACGAGUUUAAGUGAAAGUAAACCUUUACUUCAAGAUAAUCAAUUACUAUUAGGCCAUUCAUUGGGUGAAUUGACUUGCUUAAGUUUGAACUCUCUAUUCUCGUUAAAGGAUCUAUUCGAUAUCGCAAAUUAUAGAAAUGAAUUGAUGGUAAACUUUACUGGAAAAUAUUUAACCGCACAUAGGUUGAAUGGUACCACAAAAUUUGAAAUGUGGGCUUUAUCUUCUCCUUUUGUUGAAAAUUUACCAAAUGAAAUAUUUAAACUAUUAUCAAAAUCACCUUCAUUCUCAUCACAUUUUAAAUCAGUUUCAAUUGCAAAUUCCAAUUCGGUAAAACAAUGUGUCGUGACUGGUUUAAUAGCUGAUUUAGAAUCUUUAAGGACUGAGAUUAAUUACAAAUUCCCAAGAUUAAGAAUUACAGAAUUGACAAAUCCAGAUAAUAUAGCAUUUCAUAAUAAUACUGUCUUAAGACCAAUUCAAGAACCAUUAUAUGAUUUUAUCUGGAAUAUUUUAAAAAAAAAUCAAACUCACACACUAACAGAACUUAAUUCACCAAUAAUUUCAAAUUAUGAUGGUAGAAUUUCAUAUUUUGUACAUCAUGCAAUUGAAAAAUUUGUAAAAGCAAGUUCCAAUACUGUUCAGUUUACUAAAUGUUAUGAUACAAUAAAUUCCUUACCUCAGAUAUCUGAUGAUACGUCUGGAAAUAUUGAUGAUAAUGUUGACUUAUUGGAUGAAGCAAUUUGUAUGGGCCCAGGUAAUGUUAUCUAUAAUUUAAUAAGGCGUAAUUGUACGGUGAAAGCUCAUCAAUACAAUUCGGUGGGUACUAUUGAUGAAUUUAAUGAAUUGCAUAAUGUAAAUAGUGAAUCUAAAUAA